Messenger RNA from Drosophila ananassae, 430 nucleotides. RefSeq lists its product as uncharacterized. The record is from RefSeq and is a predicted model, not a curated record. Bases 81 to 329 code for a protein of 82 amino acids. Lineage: Eukaryota; Metazoa; Arthropoda; Insecta; Diptera; Drosophilidae. The transcript has a single exon.
AAAGCGGCAGUCGAAGCCUGGCUUAAGCAUCAGUUGCAUUUGUUCAAUCCCACAAGCAAAACCAAAACCAAUCCUUCAAGAUGUUCAAGUUCUUCGCCGCCGUUGUCUUCGCUCUGUUCGCUUGCGCCGCCGCCAAGCCCGGAAUCGUGGCUCCUCUGGCCUACUCCUCCCCCUACGUGGCCUCCCCCUACGUGGCAUCUCCCUACGUGGCAUCUCCCUACGUGGCGUCUCCCUAUGUGGCCGCUCCCUACACCGCUGCCUACACCGCCGCCUACACAGCACCCUACGCCGCUGCUGCCUACACCGCCCCCCUUCUGCUGAAGAAGUAGAGCGUGUUCCCGGAAACAGGAUCCAGGAUACGACUGCCGGAAAGGAUGGAUUAGAUUGACACUCGCAAUGAAAUUGAAAUAAACUGACCGAAAAACGAAAA